AUCUCCAACUCCAACCGCCGCCGCCGGCAUCAGCCCAACCUGCCUACCUACCGAACCAUCCAUUCAUCCAUCCACCACCGCGCCAACCCAUUACGCUCGGCACUGGCCUCGCCCGCGAGCAUCGUCCCCCCUUCGUUCCGACAACGUCACUCCGCAUCGGCGCCGUCGCCGCUUCUUUUUUUGUCCCCGUUGCCCGGCAGCCCGUUCAUCGUGACCCUGCCUUGUGUCUGCCUCUGCAGGCUCGUGCCGUCCCGCCGCCUGCCGCAUCUCCACCCUGUCACGCACACGCCUCGACUCGCGUUUGCGUGUCUCGUCCGCACGCUGCCCCCCUCCGACCAGCAGCACCCGUCGGUCAAUCGCCAGAGCGACACUCUGCGGCGCGGCAGCGGACACGACAUCGGCUGUGACCACCGUGGGCAGCAGCUUCGCUGGCUUUGACGUCUACUACUAAGCCUACUUCGUACACCGUCACCAUUGCCGUCACCGACACCGACACCGACACCGACACCGACACCGACACCGGCAGCGCCCGCCCCCCCUUCGUUACAACCCCGUCGCACAGUCCUCGCGUCGCACAGACUGCAUCUCGGAGCCUGACAUCGCGCCAGCCUGCUGUUGCCGGCUAUGCUGUGAGGCGUCUCCUUCGCCAACCCGCCCGGCCCCCGUCACCAGCACCUCGCGAGUAGCUGCACCGCCUCCGCCGUCGCGACUUGUUACCUGUCGGUCGCCUCGUGUCUGACACUGCAGAUCCCAUUGCCGCACUGCAUCCCACGCCACCAUGAGCGCGCCACUCUCGCCCGACGAGCUUGCGCGCUUCACCGAGAUCAUCGACGGCAUCCUCGCCACCGCCGACCUCGAGACUAUCUCGCGAAAAAAGGUCCGCCAGGGCCUCGAGGCCUCCCUCGGCGGACGCGACCUGAGCGACCAGAAGGAUGCCAUCAAGCGACUCAUCGAGGCCCGCUUCGAUGCCGUGUCUGGCGCCAACGUAAACGACGUCCCCGCCUCGUCUGUGCCGGACCCGUCCCCGAAUAAGAGGCCCGCCACCAACGGCGUCUCCGACUCUGCCGAGACGGACCCCUCGGCCUCUCCCGAGCCGGCCAAGAAGAAGGCGAAGCGAUCGACGUCCUCGGAGGAUGCCGAUGCGCGCCUGGCUGCGGCCCUGCAGGCGCAGGAGAACAGCCUCGCGCGGGCGCGCUCUACGCGCGGCGGCGGCGACCGCACAAAGGUAGUGAAGAAGAAGAAGGCCCCCCGGAAGAAAAGCGCCAAGAAGGUUGGCGAGGACGACGACAGCGAGGCCGACGGGAGCGCCGACUCUGUCCCCAAGCGCAAGGCCGGUGGCGGCUUUCAGAAGCCCUUUAUCCUCAGCGCGACGCUGUCGGAGCUCUGCGGCGAGACUCAGCUCUCGCGCCCGCAGGUGGUCAAGAAGCUGUGGGAACACAUCAAGGCCAACGACCUGCAGGACCCCAAGGACAAGCGUCAGAUCCGGUGCGACGACAAGAUGCAGGCCGUAUUCAAGCAGGCCAGAGUGGACAUGUUUCGCAUGAACAAGGAAAUAGGGCACCAUCUCUACCCGGUCGGCGAGGAGUGAAGGUCAUCAGAAGGCCAGCAGCAGGGGGUCACACAGAGCGAACUAAACCACCUUGUGCGGUUCCGGCGCAAAGGGGAGUAACUAGGUUGAUUUUUUCAAUCCUUUAUGGGCUUGAUUUGCGAAACGGUCGCUGGGCAAAAUGGGCGGGUAGCAUUAGCCAAAGGCGAGAGGGAGGGAGUGCGUGUGACAGCUGGUCACGACGGCGGAUUUCCAUUUCGUUACUCAUUAUCUCGAAGGAGGGGAGG
This is a messenger RNA of Purpureocillium takamizusanense, 1833 nucleotides long. RefSeq lists its product as uncharacterized. The record is from RefSeq and is a predicted model, not a curated record. Gene Ontology annotation, molecular function: RNA polymerase I cis-regulatory region sequence-specific DNA binding. The coding region runs from base 779 to 1588 and encodes 269 amino acids. The transcript is spliced from 4 exons. NCBI's taxonomy places the organism in Eukaryota, Fungi, Ascomycota, Sordariomycetes, Hypocreales, Ophiocordycipitaceae. Gene Ontology annotation, cellular component: nucleus; RNA polymerase I upstream activating factor complex. Gene Ontology annotation, biological process: nucleolar large rRNA transcription by RNA polymerase I; transcription initiation at RNA polymerase I promoter.